Messenger RNA from Nematocida minor, 2538 nucleotides. RefSeq lists its product as uncharacterized. The transcript has a single exon. The record is from RefSeq and is a predicted model, not a curated record. Gene Ontology annotation, molecular function: protein binding; RNA binding. Lineage: Eukaryota; Fungi; Microsporidia. Gene Ontology annotation, cellular component: small-subunit processome; nucleolus. The coding region runs from base 1 to 2538 and encodes 845 amino acids. Gene Ontology annotation, biological process: rRNA processing.
AUGACAAGAGUUUUAUUCGGAAAGAGAGCAGUAAAGAAAGAGAAAAGAGACUCAGACGAAAUAGUAUACACAAUAGGAACGCACGUCCUAGGGGCCUUCUACAUAGAAAAAGAAGACACCAUCCAGUUCAAACUCCCCAAUGGAAAGCUGGGAAUAGUCUCCAAGAAGGGAGUUGUAAACGACAUGGAAACAGACGAUUAUGCAAUAGCCAAGAGACUGGUCAAGAGCUUCCAAAAAGACCUAUACAUUGAGCUGUUGAUCCUUGGCCCAAGAACAGGAGACUACGAGUGCACAUUCUUCACACAAAAGAGCAUAAAAGUAAACUCGAUCGUAACGGGAGUGAUAGAGGGAUCGGAGGAAGUUGGGUACGCAGUGGCGCUCGGAGUCCCAGGAAAGACAGCGCUUCUAAAGACAGAUGCAGUGUACACUGAAGGCACCCUUGGAGUCUUCCAGGUAAGCGCGGUAACUCCAUCCACCUUUCUACUACACGAUAAAAUAGACAGAGAAAUAUACCUAGGCGAUAAAGAUGAAGUGUCUCCAGGCGUUUUUGUAAGAACAACAAUAACAGGACGGCCUAAAUACAUCCUUGGGCAACUGCGCCCUAAGUACACGAGCAUGUUUUACUCCUACACGGCACAGGGUCUUUCCCUGGGAGAGCUCAUCGUAGAGAGCAAAAAGGAAAUGGAGGAAGAAGACCAGCAGGUGUCAAUCAUUCUCUACGUAUCAGAAGACAAGACCACAGUGCACGCCGUGCCAUACGAAGAGUACACACAGGAAAUACACAAAAAGCUACCUGAUCCAUCGAUGAUAGGAGUGAUUACAACGGGAGAGAUAGUGAGCAUAAAAGAAAGGGGAUAUGCAUCCGUACGACUAGAAGAAGGCAUACUCGCUGUGCUUUAUCAAGAGCACUACUCAGACAUAUCCAGACGAGGAUCUGCUGCCCCAUUUAGGGAAGGAGACACAAUAACCGUUAGAGUGUUCGAUGUAAGGGGAUACUCUGUUACAGUAACGGCUAAAGAGUCGCUAAUACGCGCAGAAAAUGCUGCAGUCCCACUCGUUCCCGGAACAGAGGCUGUUGUAUUUGUCAGACAGGCGACUGAUGCAGUUCUUAAAUGCUCUACAUUCGGAAGACAGACAGUGCACCUCCAGAGAGCCAAGGACAUGGACGCAGAGGUGGGAGCAGUCCAUCGGGUGUACAUCACUAAGCCAGGCAGAACCGAGGGAAUAUUCUAUGCAUCGCUCGCACUGGAAGAAAAACAAAAUCUGCAAAAAAGAGAAGAAAAAGAAAAAGAGAGAAGAGAGCUCACAGCUGAUGAAAAAGAAAGAGCAGGAGAAACAAGAGCAGAAAGAAGAAUAGAGGCAGUGAAGAAGUACAAGAACGGACAGAUUGUCUCCACGAAUAUAUCCCGUGUCUACCAGUACGGGGCAUUCGCUGAUCUGGAUAGGUACGCAGUGGCUAGAAUAAAGAUAGGAGAGAUAAGCAGCAGAUACGUGGAAGACUGGGCAACCCUUGUCCAUCCCGGGCAGAAGGUGAAUAUCGUCCUGUACGAUAUAGACUACGAAGCAGGCCUUAUCGAGGGAUCCAUUAAAAAGUUUGAAGUGCUAAACGCCUUUGAAGGAGCACCCGCAGAAGAGACACAGGAAAAGAGAGAAAGCGCACACGCAGAGCCUGUGGCAUACGCAGUUGAUGCGCCAGAAGAAAACUCAGAGGACGAAGAGAGCGACAGCACAAUUAACGAUGAAAAUAUGCAGAUGGAGCUGUUUAACAGCAAAGACGGCGUGGAGCCGUGGACUAAGCGCAUGCAGAACGCAUCCCCUGCGCUGCUGCUAAAGCUGUUCAGACAGGCAAUGGGAUACCUUCAGUCGCCAGACGCGAAGAUGCGCAUAUGCAUAGAGUAUGCUACCUCCCUGGGAGAUGUCCAGGCAGAGAGAAUCGAGCCCGAGUGGAUCGAGCCCAUUGAAGAGGGAAUCAGAAGAGACGGCAGCAUAUUCCUCAAGAAAGUAGCAGAUGCCACAAGAACAGCCAAGAACAGAGCGCUAUUUAGGAUGGUGUGUCUUCGGUUCAUAGAUGAAAAGAGAGACUCGCCCUUUGGCUACAGAGAGCUGAUCCAUGCAGCGCACAAGGCAAACAGCGUGGAGGAGCUUAGAGAAGUCUCAGAGCUCAUGAACAAGUCGGAGAUGAAGACAGCAGACAGAAAGUCUGUGGAAAUGGCGCACAUUGAGGCGCUUUACCACGUGUCUAAGAACGAAGGAAGAACUGCGGUUGAGAAACAGCUGAGCAAGAUGGAGAACAGAAGCAGAGAAGACUGGGUUAUGAAGUACAUUGCGCUGGAGACAGGAAGCAUUGCAAAGAACGCAGACAUAAUCUACACCAGGAAUAUUUUCAACAGAUCGGUGGCAGACGAGAACAUAUCUGAGAGCGCAGUGAAGAGCAUAUUCAAGAUGUACCUGAAGUUCGAAAAAGAGUACGGCACAAAAGACAAAGAGGAAGCAGUCCUGGAGAAAGCCAAGGAGUACGUAGCAGCAACAUCAAAAUAA